Hippocampus comes (tiger tail seahorse) is the source of this 4677-nucleotide messenger RNA. It is a transcript of the gene pcdh18a, whose product is annotated as protocadherin 18a. NCBI's taxonomy places the organism in Eukaryota, Metazoa, Chordata, Actinopteri, Syngnathiformes, Syngnathidae. The transcript has 4 exons. The record is from RefSeq and is a predicted model, not a curated record. Gene Ontology annotation, biological process: homophilic cell-cell adhesion. Bases 380 to 3928 code for a protein of 1182 amino acids. Gene Ontology annotation, cellular component: plasma membrane. Gene Ontology annotation, molecular function: calcium ion binding.
UGUAGCGCUUAGUUGAGGCGGGUUCUUUUGAGUGAGUCUCAGUGCAAAUACGCCUUAGCGAGGGAGAGGGAGAGAGAGAGAGUGGAAGAGAGCUUAGGCGCACGGGCGCAAGAAGGGAGGGGAGCUGGAGAGAGAGGCGCGCACUCUUAUGCGAAAUCGAUGCGUGCAACAGAUCUAUAUGACAGCGGACUAGGGGUAUUUUUAAUCUAAAUUGGCGCAACUCAGCCAGUAUUGCAUAUGAAUGUAUUCUUUUUGUGUGUGUCAAGAUCGAGGAGCAAUGCAACGGGGAGCACCCCAUCCAGUUGCCUAAAUCAAAGCUGGAAGUGACCGCCUCAACAUUUUGGAGCUCCUUUUUGCUUGAUUUCGACCACAAGAGGACAUGAUGACGGGACUCUUUGAAAUGAGAAUGUGGGCACUUUUCAUCGUUUUCACUCUGUCAGCGCCUCACGUCACCGGUAAGACACUGCGAUAUCAGAUUUUUGAGGAACAGAAGGUUGGCACCGUUAUUGCUCGUUUAAAAGAUGAUGUCGCGGAUGUUCUGGCUAAACUUCCAACCUCGGUGUUGCUCCGCUUCCGAGCCAUGCAAAGAGGGAGUUCAUCCUUUCUCACGGUGCGCGAGCAGGACGGAGAAAUAAGCAUCAAGUCCAGAAUCGAUAGAGAAAAACUUUGUGAAAAGAAUCUCAACUGCUCGAUCCAAUUCGACGUGCUCACGUUGCCCACGGAGCACCUGCAGCUUUUUCACGUCGAGGUGGAAGUGUUGGACAUCAACGACAACGCGCCACAGUUUUCCCGUGCCGUCAUCCCAAUUGAAAUAUCCGAGAGCGCGUCCGUCGGAGCGCGCAUUCCCCUGGACAGCGCCACGGACCCAGACGUGGGCGAAAACUCCCUGUACAGCUAUGCUUUAGAGCCCAACAAUGUUUUUAAUAUUGAAAUACAGUCCAGAACCGACGGGGCGAAAUAUGCUGAGCUGGUGGUACUCCGGGAGCUGGAUCGGGAGGUGCGCUCCAGUUAUGAACUUCAGUACACGGCUUUUGAUAGGGGUGUUCUCUCCCGAACCGGAACCACCCUGCUUAAGAUCAGCGUUGCAGAUUCAAAUGACAAUAGCCCGAUCUUUGACAAGUCCUCAUAUGUAAUAAACCUUCCCGAAAAUUCACCUGUUGGAACACUGUUAAUUGACUUAAACGCCACUGACGCAGACGAUGGGAUGAAUGCCAAAAUAGUCUAUUCGUUCAGCAGUCAUGUUUCCCCCAAAAUCAUGGAGACAUUCAAAAUUAACCCUGACAGUGGUCACCUGACCCUCAUUGCUCGUGUAGACUACGAGACUGCUAAUUCCUAUGACAUUGAUGUGCAAGCGCAAGAUAUGGGUCCAAACUCCAUGCCAGCUCACUGCAAGAUCCUGGUGAAGGUGGUUGACGUAAACGACAACAAACCAGACAUUAGCAUAAAUAUAAUGUCCUCGCAGGGCAACGGGGAUGCAGCUUAUAUAUCAGAGGCUGCUCCUCUGGACACAUUUGUAGCUUUAGUAAGGGUGGAGGACUUGGACUCCGGUUUGAAUGGCGAGGUGGAGUGCAAGCUUCACGGUCAAGGUUAUUUUAAACUCCAGAAAACAUACGAAAACAACUACAUGAUUUUAACGAAUGUGUCUCUGGACCGAGAGAAGAGGUCAGAGUUCAGUCUGACAGUUGUGGCAGAGGACCGAGGCACUCCGAGCCUCUCCACAGUCAAACACUUCACUGUGCAUGUCACUGAUGAAAACGACAACCCUCCACAUUUUGAGAAGGGCCAGUUUGAGAUCUUUAAAUCUGAGAACAAUGCUCCGGGGGCAUAUUUGACCUCCAUCAUGGCAACAGACCCAGAUCUGGAUGUCAAUGGACAGGUGAUCUACUCCAUCCUGGAGAGCUCAAUUCACGGGAGCUCCAUUUCUACGUAUGUCACCAUUGACCCCUCAAAUGGUGCCAUCUAUGCGCUGCGUACAUUUGACAGGGAGGACGUGAGUCGCAUCUCCUUUACAGUGCAGGCCAAAGAUGCUGGAAAGCCACCGCUGCUCAGCAAUGCCACCAUUGUUCUAAACAUCCUGGAUGAGAAUGACAAUCCUCCAGUGAUUGUGGUCCCCCAGCUGUGGAACUUUAGUGCUGAUGUUCCACUGUCAAAGUUCACUGAAGCCGGACAUCUUGUGACUGUGGUCAGGGCAACUGACCGUGAUACGGGGAUCAAUUCUGAGCUUGUUUGCUCCAUCGUCAGUGGCAAUGAAGAAGGCUUCUUCAUUAUUGAUCCGAGAACCUGUGAAAUUCACGCCAACGCCAGUCUGGAGAACUUCCCUCAUGACCAUGCUGAGAUAACUGUUGUGGUGAGGGAUCAAGGAAGCGAGAGCCUCAGUGCCAAAGCAGUUCUAAGGAUCAACCUCUAUGAGAAUAUGGAGAACCAUGUCCAACUGAUGGACCGAGGGGAGUCUCCACUUGAUGCAUCACUGAUUAUCAUCAUCUCCCUUGGGGCCAUCUGUGCCUUGCUACUGGUAAUCAUGGUGGUGUUUGCUGCUCACUGCAACAGAGAGAAAAAGGAGACAAGGCAAUCUUACAACUGCCGGGUCGCUGAGUCGACCCACCAGCACCACCCCAGGAAGCCCUCACGGCAGAUCCACAAAGGAGACAUCACCCUGGUUCCCACUGUGAAUGGUACCCUACCAAUCAGAUCCCAUCACCGUUCGCCUUCAGCUACACCCCCCUUGGACCGAGCCCAGAUGGGGAGCAGGCAGAAUCACCACAGUCGCCAAUCCCUUAACAGCCUGGUGACAAUCUCAUCCAAUCACAUUCCGGAGAGCUUUGCCCUGGAGCUGGCACAUACAACUCCACAGGUGGAGCAAGUCUCACAGCUUCUGUCCAUGCUCCAUCAGGGCCAGUACCAACCCAGACCCAGUUUCCGUGGCAACAAAUACUCUCGCAGCUACAGGUAUGCAUUACAAGACAUGGACAAGUUCAGCCUAAAGGACAGUGGACGUGGGGACAGCGAGGCGGGGGACAGUGAUUGUGAAAUGGGGAGAGAAUCCCCCGUGGACAGGCUGCUUCUGGGGGAAGGCUUUUCUGACCUGAUACAUCUCGAAAUGCACCACCGCCUUCAUCCAGCAAUGAGGCUGUGCACGGACGAAUGCCGGGUCCUGGGACACUCUGACCAAUGCUGGAUGCCUCCCGUCUCCUCUCCAACGUCCUCCUCAGAUUACCGCAACAACAUGUACAUCCCAGGGGAAGAGUCUUCCCAGCAACCCCAAAUUGAUGAUGACCAGUCCUCGGAAGAGUCAGAACAACUCAAGAGUUUCUCCACCUUUGGCAAAGAGCAAGGGAGUGAGGAGGCGGGGCCUGCGAGAGUCGCUGCUGCAGGAGGAAGUGAUGUGUGCCCACCUGCAGGAGCGGCUGGUUCGCUCCUCACUGAGAUGAACAGCGUCUUCCAGCGGCUCCUACCCCCGAAUAUGGACACAUAUAGUGAGUGCACUGAAACAAACCCAACGUCAUCAUCGUCAACCGGCGAGAAAGGAAGCGGACGCGGUGGCAGCAUUUCUGGUAAUCAGAGCAACAACGCUGUUCCUCAGGAUAGCCGUAGAGGCUUGUUACCAGGUGGGAAGGGUCCCGCUUACCCGCCGGGUGUGGCCACGUGGGCUGCCAAUACUCACUAUCUAAAUCCAGGAAGUGGAUCUGUGGGGAACAACCACGUUUCCCCAGCCCCUCCCUCAUCCUCCAACUCCACCAACGGACAGCCACCACACCUCAAAUGGCUCCCUGCCAUGGAAGAAAUUCCAGAGAACUAUGAGGAAGAUGAUUUUGACGGUGUGUUCUACCAGGCUGGCAAACGUGGUGAGAACCGCCAGGAGACUGCCAUGGAUGCGAGCGAGCUAGUCCACGAGAUCAACAAACUACUGCAGGACGUCAGGCAGACCUAGAGAGUGAAAUACAUAACAUGGUUUCCUCCGAGUUAUUUGACCACUUUCUAAAGAAACUCAAACGUGCAAACAUACAUAAUCAAUAAGACGAACGUGUUGUACUCAUUGUAAUGGCUGUGUUGUUUGUUUUACCAAAUAUCUUCUCACCACUCUGAGAUGAGAGACUUGAAGAGUAAAACUCUGCACUGUAAAGGAAGCGGCGCAAUGACCGACAGCCUCUACAAUUGUUGUUGUGUUUGUAGGUGAUUUUGAGGGAGAAUCCACCGACGGACUCCCGAUUCAUCAUUUGUACUGUUUACAGAUGCCAGCAGGAGAACUGUUGCGUGAUCUCAUCUUACAAUGUACAACAAAUGUACACUGUCUGUGAGAAAAAGACUGCUUCACUUGAAUAUUGUGCUUCGUCUCAUGUUUUGUUAUCAUGGAAUGUAACUGUACAAAUGGAUCUUUGUAUUUUAAAAAUACACUCUUUUGUAUUUCUAUAUAUUUAUAUGUGUCCAUGUAUGUUUGUACAGAAAAGAAAAAAAAGCCGUCUAUUUUUUUAUAUUGUCUCUGCAUGUCUAAAUAUUCGGUGUGUCUCUCGUUGUUCUUCUUUGUUUACUUUUAUAAAACAAUUGUAUUUAAUUUUGUAUUGAAUGUCUGUGAGCACCAUUUCACAAAAUCACAUUCCAAUGAAGUAGAAGUGUUGAAAUAUGGUUUUGUACAGUGUCCUUAUGACAAAGACGAAUAAAGUAGAACAAUCCAUAAUGUCA